AUGCUGGACCCUUCGUCCAGCGAAGAGGAGUCAGAUGAGAUUGUAGAAGAGGAGAGCGGCAAGGAGGUGCUGGGCUCGGCCGCGUCCGGCGCGCGCCUGUCUCCCAGCCGCACCAGCGAGGGCUCGGCCGGCAGCGCCGGCUUGGGGGCCGGCGCUGGUGGCGGCGCCGGGGCCGGGGUGGGCGCCGGCGCCGGCGGGGGCAGCGGCGCGAGCAGCGGCGCCGGGGCCGGGGGUCUGCAGCCCAGCAGCCGCGCCGCCGGCGGCCGGCCCUCCAGCCCCAGCCCGUCGGUGGUGAGCGAGAAGGAGAAGGAAGAGUUGGAGCGACUGCAGAAGGAGGAGGAGGAGAGGAAGAAGAGACUGCAGCUCUAUGUGUUCGUGAUGCGCUGCAUCGCCUACCCCUUCAACGCCAAGCAGCCCACCGACAUGGCUCGCCGGCAGCAGAAGAUCAGCAAACAGCAGCUGCAGACCGUCAAAGACCGGUUUCAGGCUUUCCUGAAUGGGGAAACGCAGAUUGUGGCUGACGAAGCCUUCAUGAACGCCGUCCAGAGUUACUACGAGGUGUUCCUGAAGAGCGACCGUGUAGCCCGCAUGGUCCAGAGUGGGGGCUGCUCUGCCAAUGACUCACGGGAGGUCUUUAAGAAGCACAUUGAGAAGAGGGUGCGCAGCCUGCCUGAGAUUGACGGCCUCAGCAAGGAGACUGUGCUAAGUUCUUGGAUGGCCAAAUUUGAUGCCAUCUACCGUGGGGAAGAGGACCCCAGAAAGCAGCAGGCCCGGAUGACGGCCAGUGCAGCCUCUGAGCUGAUUCUGAGCAAGGAGCAACUCUACGAGAUGUUCCAGAACAUUCUUGGGAUCAAGAAGUUUGAACAUCAGCUCUUGUACAACGCCUGUCAGUUGGACAAUCCAGAUGAGCAAGCUGCCCAGAUUAGACGAGAGCUGGAUGGACGUCUCCAAAUGGCAGACCAAAUAGCCAAGGAACGCAAAUUUCCCAAGUUUGUAUCCAAAGAAAUGGAAAACAUGUACAUCGAAGAGCUAAAGUCGUCCGUCAACCUGCUCAUGGCCAACCUGGAGAGCAUGCCCGUGUCCAAAGGCGGGGAGUUCAAACUGCAGAAGCUCAAGCGCAGCCACAACGCCUCCCUCAUUGACAUGGGCGAGGAGAGCGAGAACCAGCUCUCCAAGUCAGACGUCGUGCUGUCUUUCUCCUUGGAGGUGGUGAUCAUGGAAGUCCAGGGACUCAAGUCUUUGGCUCCAAAUCGCAUCGUGUACUGCACAAUGGAGGUGGAGGGAGGAGAGAAACUACAGACUGACCAGGCCGAGGCUUCCAAACCCACCUGGGGCACCCAGGGGGACUUCUCUACAACCCACGCACUGCCCGCUGUGAAGGUUAAGCUGUUCACGGAGAGCACGGGUGUCUUGGCCUUGGAAGACAAGGAGCUUGGGCGGGUGAUCCUCCACCCCACGCCGAACAGCCCCAAGCAGUCAGAGUGGCACAAAAUGACCGUCUCCAAAAACUGCCCUGAUCAAGAUCUCAAAAUCAAACUUGCCGUCCGAAUGGAUAAGCCGCAAAACAUGAAACAUUCUGGGUAUUUGUGGGCCAUCGGUAAGAAUGUCUGGAAGAGAUGGAAGAAAAGAUUUUUUGUAUUGGUGCAGGUCAGCCAGUACACAUUCGCCAUGUGUAGUUACCGGGAGAAGAAAGCAGAGCCUCAGGAACUUCUGCAGCUGGACGGCUACACUGUGGACUACACCGACCCCCAGCCAGGUUUGGAGGGUGGCCGAGCCUUCUUCAACGCCGUCAAAGAAGGAGACACAGUGAUAUUUGCAAGUGAUGAUGAGCAGGAUCGCAUCCUCUGGGUACAAGCGAUGUACCGGGCCACCGGGCAGUCACACAAGCCUGUGCCCCCCACCCAAGUUCAGAAACUCAACGCCAAGGGAGGAAAUGUGCCACAGUUGGAUGCCCCCAUCUCUCAAUUUUACGCAGAUAGAGCUCAAAAGCAUGGCAUGGAUGAAUUUAUCUCUUCCAACCCCUGUAACUUUGACCACGCUUCCCUCUUUGAGAUGGUGCAACGCCUUACUUUGGAUCACAGACUUAAUGAUUCCUAUUCUUGCCUGGGCUGGUUCAGUCCUGGCCAGGUGUUUGUACUAGACGAGUAUUGUGCCCGAAAUGGAGUCCGUGGCUGCCACCGACAUCUCUGCUACCUCAGAGACUUGCUUGAACGGGCGGAAAAUGGCGCCAUGAUCGACCCCACCCUCCUUCACUACAGCUUUGCCUUCUGCGCAUCACAUGUCCACGGGAAUAGGCCCGAUGGAAUCGGAACUGUGACUGUUGAAGAAAAGGAACGUUUUGAAGAAAUCAAGGAGAGACUCCGGGUUCUAUUGGAAAAUCAGAUAACACAUUUUAGGUAUUGCUUUCCAUUUGGUCGACCUGAAGGUGCUUUAAAAGCUACACUCUCGCUCUUGGAAAGGGUUUUGAUGAAAGAUAUUGUUACCCCAGUGCCACAAGAAGAGGUAAAAACAGUCAUUCGCAAAUGCUUAGAGCAGGCUGCUUUGGUCAACUAUUCAAGGCUCUCAGAGUAUGCCAAAAUUGAAGAGAAUCAGAAGGAUGCAGAAAAUGUAGGCCGGUUAAUCACUCCUGCCAAAAAGCUUGAAGACACAAUACGUCUUGCUGAAUUAGUCAUUGAAGUUCUCCAACAAAAUGAGGAGCACCAUGCAGAGCCACAUGUUGAUAAAGGAGAAGCCUUCGCAUGGUGGUCGGACCUAAUGGUGGAGCACGCGGAGACUUUCCUGUCGCUCUUCGCGGUGGACAUGGACGCAGCGCUCGAGGUGCAGCCCCCCGACACCUGGGACAGCUUUCCACUGUUCCAGCUGCUGAAUGAUUUUCUCCGUACCGACUAUAAUUUGUGCAAUGGAAAAUUUCACAAACACCUUCAAGACCUAUUUGCCCCACUUGUUGUUAGAUAUGUGGAUUUGAUGGAGUCCUCAAUUGCACAGUCCAUUCACAGGGGCUUUGAGCGGGAGUCAUGGGAACCAGUCAAGAGUUUAACCAGUAACCUACCCAAUGUGAACCUACCCAAUGUGAACCUUCCCAAAGUACCAAAUCUACCAGUUAACAUUCCUCUAGGCAUCCCACAAAUGCCUACUUUUUCGGCACCGUCAUGGAUGGCUGCUAUAUAUGAUGCUGAUAAUGGAUCAGGCACUUCAGAAGAUCUGUUCUGGAAACUCGACGCCCUUCAGACCUUCAUUCGGGACUUGCACUGGCCUGAGGAAGAGUUUGGAAAGCACCUGGAACAACGGCUGAAGUUGAUGGCAAGUGACAUGAUUGAGUCUUGUGUCAAAAGAACCAGGAUUGCAUUUGAAGUUAAGCUGCAAAAAACCAGUCGAUCAACAGAUUUUCGAGUCCCACAGUCAAUAUGCACCAUGUUUAAUGUUAUGGUUGAUGCCAAAGCUCAAUCAACAAAACUUUGCAGCAUGGAAAUGGGCCAAGAGCAUCAGUACCAUUCAAAAAUAGAUGAACUAAUUGAAGAAACUGUUAAAGAGAUGAUAACCCUCUUGGUUGCAAAGUUCGUUACGAUCUUGGAGGGAGUACUGGCAAAAUUAUCCAGAUAUGACGAAGGGACUUUGUUUUCUUCUUUUCUGUCGUUUACCGUGAAGGCAGCCUCCAAGUAUGUGGAUGUACCUAAACCCGGCAUGGACGUGGCCGAUGCCUACGUGACUUUCGUCCGCCACUCUCAAGAUGUCCUGCGUGAUAAGGUCAAUGAGGAGAUGUAUAUAGAAAGGUUAUUUGAUCAAUGGUACAACAGCUCCAUGAACGUGAUCUGCACCUGGUUGACGGAUCGGAUGGACUUACAGCUUCACAUUUAUCAGUUGAAAACACUAAUUAGGAUGGUGAAGAAAACCUAUAGAGACUUCCGAUUGCAAGGGGUCCUGGACUCCACCUUAAACAGCAAGACCUAUGAAACUAUCCGGAACCGUCUCACUGUGGAGGAAGCCACCGCAUCAGUGAGCGAGGGCGGAGGCCUGCAGGGGAUCAGCAUGAAGGACAGCGAUGAGGAAGACGAAGAAGACGAUUAGCCCAUCGGUCCCACAGUCCACGAGAAUAGAGUCCUGUAAUCGAUGCAUGUCCUUAGUCUGUUAGCUAACCCCAUUAGGGAAUUUUCUGUCAACUCUCAUGACCAUGAAGCAGUCACCAAUACAAUUGUCAUCUUAGCUAUGUGGUCCCAAGAGUAGCCAAUGACCUUUGACUCCCUGAGUUCCUGAUUCUGUGUCUCUAUGUUUACAAGCAAUAUGAAGCACCAUUCUUUAAAUACUGUUCCAUAGGCCAGCUGCUAGGUGUGUCCCUGUUAUCAGCAGUUGAAGCUUCAUUCAUAUGCCGCGUGUGCGCUGAUGGUCAGUGGAUCUGAGGAUGAGGACACCAAGCACUUCUUUGCUUCCCAUCUGUGGAUGACAGUUAUUUAAAUGAGUACAUAAGUAAAGUCAUUAAGGCACACAGAUUUGCUUUGUGUUUUGAAAAAAAAAAAAAAAAGGCAAGGCUCUGGCAGCAAACUUUUAGUUCUUUCUGUCCCCUUAAAACUAAAAAAUGGACCCCUCGUGUCCUUGUUAAUCUAUCCUUUGACUUAUCUAUUUAGUUAGCCACGAAGACUAUGUACCAGUGGAUUGGUUCUCCUAAUUGCCACGGGAAGGGAGCGAUCCUAUCGUGGCCUAACAUCAAGCACAGUUCUGAGCAACUGUCUUCUGUCAAAGUUUACCCUAUUUAAUGUUUCAUUUUGCUUUUAUGUUUCAAUAACUGUGUAUGUAAAAAAAUGAAAUAUUUAAA
Molecule: messenger RNA, 4807 nt
Organism: Lepus europaeus (European hare)
Lineage: Eukaryota; Metazoa; Chordata; Mammalia; Lagomorpha; Leporidae
Gene: CADPS
Product: calcium dependent secretion activator
Exons: 30
Coding region: 1-4065 (1354 amino acids)
Biological process (GO): positive regulation of exocytosis; synaptic vesicle exocytosis; dense core granule exocytosis
Cellular component (GO): glutamatergic synapse
Source: RefSeq, a predicted model, not a curated record